AUGAAUCAAUCAGCAGUUGCGGAUGUCGAUAACGCCACCCUGGAAGCGCUCGUCAGCCCUCUUAUGACUGUCGUCGUGCCUGUUAUCUACAUAUCAGUUUUUGUUAUUAGCACUCCCUGCAAUGUCAUUGCCUUCUUCUUGCUCUGUGGCUUUACGAAACGAGCAACACCUACUGUUAUCUACUCCAUCAACCUCUGCCUUGCAGAUCUUCUCUGCAGCAUCACACUGCCUCUUCAAGUUGACUACCAUUUUCGAGGCAAUGACUGGCGCUUUGGCUCAGUGAUCUGUGGGAUUUCUACAGCAGCUUUCUACUGCAACAUGCACUGCUCCAUCCUCACAACCUGUGCCAUAGCCCUGGAGCGGUACUGCGGUGUUGUACGACCUCUGAAUACCAGGCAUCUGCGGAGCACCCGAAAAGCCAUCUUCAUCUGCCUCCUCAUUUGGGGUGUAGUUUUUACCUUUCAGACUCCAUAUUUUCUCCAUGAUUUCACUCGGACUGUCCCUCAGCUCGGUAUUACUACCUGUUUUGAUGUGCUUCCCAAAGGAGUCUUUAAAGGCGUGAAAGGAUAUCUUUAUUUCACUAGCAUAUAUUUACUUUUCUAUGUAAUACCACUGGUUGUUUUAGUCAUUUGUCACUUUCGCGUGGCACAUGCCCUUACAAAAACGGUUGAUGCAGGGCUCCGCCGGUCACGCAAACGGACCCAGGCUGUAGUGAUAGUUGCAGCUGUUUGUUUUCUUGUCUGCUACCUACCAAAUAUGAUUGUUCAGCCCAUUCACAUGGUUUAUCGAAAAAACAAUCACAGCCUGUAUGCCUACUACAAGUUAACUUUGGGCCUUAAUAGCCUUAACUGCUGUUUUGAUCCUUUUGUGUACUAUUUUGCCUCUCGGGAGCUCCGGCAAGCAUUUUGGAGGUUCUGCUGUCGACCUGACAGGGAGGAACCUUUCUCUGGUAAUUUGUCUGAAAUCCCCAGUGGUACCAGAGGGAUUUCAAGUAACAGUUCGUAA
Trichomycterus rosablanca is the source of this 1005-nucleotide messenger RNA. RefSeq names its product P2Y purinoceptor 8-like. Gene Ontology annotation, biological process: phospholipase C-activating G protein-coupled receptor signaling pathway; blood coagulation; positive regulation of Rho protein signal transduction. The coding region runs from base 1 to 1005 and encodes 334 amino acids. NCBI's taxonomy places the organism in Eukaryota, Metazoa, Chordata, Actinopteri, Siluriformes, Trichomycteridae. The record is from RefSeq and is a predicted model, not a curated record. Gene Ontology annotation, cellular component: plasma membrane. The transcript has 2 exons. Gene Ontology annotation, molecular function: thrombin-activated receptor activity.